This is a messenger RNA of Xenopus laevis (African clawed frog), 2819 nucleotides long. It is a transcript of the gene npr3.S, whose product is annotated as natriuretic peptide receptor 3 S homeolog. Gene Ontology annotation, biological process: signal transduction. The transcript is spliced from 8 exons. Gene Ontology annotation, cellular component: membrane. Lineage: Eukaryota; Metazoa; Chordata; Amphibia; Anura; Pipidae. Gene Ontology annotation, molecular function: signaling receptor activity; peptide hormone binding; natriuretic peptide receptor activity. The record is from RefSeq and is a predicted model, not a curated record. The coding region runs from base 1281 to 2807 and encodes 508 amino acids.
UUUUCCAAAUGACUGUUCACUCUGUAGUCGGACUCCUCCUCUGCCCCUCCAGUGAAGUUCAUCAGUGAACAAGCCUUUCAGUCAGCUCCACUGCUGCCCCUAUAUGAUUAUUCAUACGCAGCUAACAUUCACCUUUUUAUAGGGAUUCCGCUAGAAACAAAGCCAACUGCUUGUUUGGGCUGAUUUUGCUUUUUUUUUUUUUUACAAAAUUUUCUUAUUUUUUCGGUCUGGAGCUCCAGGCGGUGGGGAGGGGGGUGGUUGUGUUUUUACCUAAACUAGUGACAGAGGGAUCUAAGUGACACUCAUUUCUUCACACCGGCAAAGAAGUUUUUCCUCCCAGCUUUCUGAAACAUACCAGGAACCGCAGGGAAUCCGAGACUGACCAGUGAGUAAAUUCACUGAAUUUCAAAAAUUUGUCCAGAUCAAUGAGAAACAGAUUGAUUACAAUGCUGUCUUUAAAAAACACAUGCGUUAUCGGGCUGGCGUUGGCGAGAAAUACAUGGCAAGCGCCAUGUCCAUUAACUGCACCUUGUUGUUUCUUCAAAGCCAUAUAAAGUCAUUUGUUCAGGGUUAUAACAUCAAUGAAUCCUCUGAAAGUCAAGAUAAUGCCAGUUAGUUUCCUUCUAUACAUUUGAAACUUGUUGAAUGCCAAUUUUCACAAACUUCCAACAGCCAUGCUGGGAGUUGUAGUUCUGCAAAAUUGUCUGACUAUAAAUGACAGCUGUUUUGAAUGCAAACCUUCAGAUUGAUAUCAGGGCAUAAUGAUCAGCCAUAAAUCAAUGCAAGUUCCUGCCUUGGAUAAUUCACUCCAAUCCCUCUGCCCAAUUUAAACAAUACCCUGCUGCUGCUGCCAGGGGAGUGUGUGUGUAUAGCUUUAAGAAAGAGGCGGAUGACUGAGAAAUGACGCAGGAAUGUUAAUGAGUAACUUGAAAAAAAAAAAGUCUUCCUCAGUGCACCAUGUGUGGUAACAGGCUUGGCUGCCACACUAUUUAAACAGAGGGUAUACUAAGGAACAAGGAGAAUGAAUAGGAUCAAACAGGGGAUGCACUAUCAGUGAGAACACAGGCAGUCACCUUAGAGAACCCCAAGCAAAAAAAAAAGCAAUUACUGACUUGAAAACCUAUUUUGAGGCUGAAAACUAAAAAAGAAAAAAGUCAGAAAAUAAUAAUAGUUAAGAGUGAACAGGAAAGAGUUUUUUAUUAAGGCUUUUGUUAGAGCCGGCUAUCCCUGGGGGACUAGGUGCACAAAUUUCUUUUUUUUUGGUAUUUUUCUUUGGAAGGAUGUCCUCUGUGCUCUUGUGUAGCCUGAUGGCAACUUUGGUUCUUUUAGCCAAAAGCAACCCCGUGGAUGAAGACACGGUGAACAUGCUAGUGCUUUUACCUAAGGAUAACUCCUAUAUGUUUUCAAUGGAUAGGGUGAAACCUGCUGUUGACCAUGCCCUGCGGUCCAUUCAGGAGAACCAGACCCUCUUGCCCGGCGUGCACAUUAACGUCAUUUACAAUGACUCUGACUGUGGCAACCAGGCAUUCUUUAGCCUGAUAGACAUAGCCAUGCAGCUGCAGAAACCUGACGUGAUUCUUGGUCCUGUUUGUGAGUAUGCGGCAGCCUCCGUGGCUAGACUUGCCUCCCACUGGAACGUCCCCAUGCUCUCCUCUGGGGCACUGGCAGUUGGCUUCAUGCAGAAGUCCAGCGAGUACUCGCACCUCACCAGAGUGUCGCCCGCCUACUCUAAGAUGGGCGAGAUGUUCCUGUCCAUGUUCCGCUAUCACAAAUGGACCAAGGCUUUUCUCCUCUACACUGACGACAAUCUGCAGAGGAAUUGCUUUUUUACCUUGGAAGGGGUCCACCUCGCCUUUAAGGAGGAAGGCUAUACCAUGUCUAUCCACAACUUUGACGAGACGAAACAUGUGGACGCGGAGGAAAUUGUGCAGUCCAUCCAGAAUAAGGAAAGAGUGGUGAUAAUGUGUGCAAGCAGUGACACUGUUAGGAACAUCAUGUUGGCCGCCCAUCAGCAAGGAAUGACGAAUGGAGAUUACGUCUUCUUCAACAUUGAACUCUUUAACAGCUCCACCUAUGGAAAUGGCUCCUGGAAGAGAGGAGACAAGUAUGAUCUUGAAGCCAAGCAAGCGUACUCAUCCCUCCAAACAGUCACACUACUCAGGACAGUGAAACCUGAGUUUGAGAAGUUUUCCAUCGAGGUGAAAAGUUCUGUUCAGAAGCUGGGACUCAAUGAUGAUGAUUACGUGAACAUGUUUGUGGAAGGAUUUCAUGAUGCAAUUAUUCUUUAUGCUCUGGCACUGCAUGAGCUUCUGAGGAAUGGCUUCAGUAAAAAGGAUGGUGACAAACUUGUACAACAGAUGUGGAACAGAACAUAUGAAGGCAUUGCCGGGCAGGUGUCGAUCGAUGCCAAUGGAGACAGAUACGGGGAUUUCUCUGUGAUUGCCAUGACGGACAAAGAAACAGGUACCCAGGAGGUUAUUGGAGAUUAUUAUGGAAUUCAAGGAAAUUUUGAAAUCCGGCCAAAUGUAAAGCCUCCUUGGGGGCCUGGAAGGCUACUAAUAAACGACAGAGUUGUAGAACAUACAAAUACAACUCCUUGUAAGUCAUCAGGUGGCCUUGGAGAAUCUGCAGUUACAGGAAUUGUUGUUGGAGCCUUUUUAGGAACCGGACUCUUAAUGGCAUUCUACUUUUUCAGAAAGAAAUACAGAAUAACUAUCGAAAGACGGAAUCAGCAAGAAGACUGUAACCUAGGAAAACACAGACAGCUCCGGGAAGAUUCCAUAAGAUCUCAUUUUUCUGCAGCAUAAAGAAUAGAAAAA